CUUACAGAGCUCCUGAAGUUUUUCAUCAUUGCCGUAACUCUUUUUUUUUAAUGAAAAUUGGAGACUGGAUUUCUUGUGCUUCUUUUCUGUUUUACUGAUAGUUGUACUGUGGGAGAGGGUGGUGAUUUGCUAUACAUCCUGUUGCCAUCAGGCUUCAGACUUUUAAAAAUUUAUUCCUACUUUUGCUGCAAUACAUUGUUGUAUUAUUUAUUUCCAACACUGGGCUGAAAAAUGCACGGACCUCCCGUGGACCUGUCAUUCAAAGGCCUCCAAUCUAUGAAGGAUGCACUUGCUGAGGAACCCAACCCGGGUGUACGAAAGUUAAGGCGUGAUGCCGAGAAGAAGUUCUGCAGUAGGGCCCUGAGACUGAACAACAAUAACCUCACAGACCUGGACGGUUUCAUCACCACAGUCAAUACCUUCGUCAGUAACCCGUACCAGCUGGCCUGGGUCGACCUGUCCUUCAAUUCCAUAUCUCGCAUAGAUACAGCUCUGACUGAGCUACGGGAUUUGCGGGUUUUGUACCUGCACGGUAACACCAUAUCCAAACUGUCCGAGGUGGAAAAGUUAGCAGUUUUACCCUUCCUCCAUACCCUGACCCUGCACGGCAACUCCAUCGAGAACAAGAGGGGUUACAGAGGCCGUGUGAUCGCAGCACUUCCCCAUCUGAAGACCUUGGAUUUCAGUACAGUGACCAAGGAGGAGAGGACAAUGUCUCGGAUCUGGCAUAAAAGCAAAACCCCAAAGAGCAACAAAACUUGCCCACGCUGACAUUCGAACACCACUGCUGUUACGACUGAAUGCAACGUUCCCGUUUGCUAACAAACGACCGACCAGCUGGCUUUUGCAGAACUGACCCCACAGGUUUCUAUUGCGUCAUGUCCAGUUAACACAUUAACACAGUAGUGAGACCUUAAGUACAGCAGGUAGAGUAGCUAUUAUGAAUGUGAAACCUUAAGGUUGCUGGUUCAAACCCUACAACCAUUUACUGUAACAUUGCAAUUCAAAAAGACACCUGAACUUUAAAAACACACAACUGUAUAUGGGUCAGCUGUUAGUGGUUAGCACUAUUGCCAUCAGAAGGCCACAGGUUCAAAGCCCAUGUUCUGCCAUAGUAUCUUUGAAGAAAGUACUUUCCCUAAAGUUGCUCCCAUAAAAUAACUUGGCUGUAUAAAUGGGUGAAUAUUUAUAACCAGUGUAAUGUCUUAAGUUACUUUGGACAAAAAUGUCAACUAAAUGUAAAAAUGGGCCAAAUACAAUAUAUGAUGAAGGCAGAAAUGCAGACUAAAAAUUAUUAGCUAAGAAGCAAACUAACAGUAAUGUCAUUUGACAUCAGGAAUGACAGGCCUUUAUAGUUUUUACAGUGAUUGUCAAACAUUUGUUUCCUAUUGCUAAGCCUUAUUUAGACAGUAUUUAAGAUUGGUUUCAGAAUUGCUUGUUGUUCAUUAGUCCUUAAUUCCGCAGUGAUGAUUUCCGUGACAUCUGUAAA
Scleropages formosus (Asian bonytongue) is the source of this 1489-nucleotide messenger RNA. It is a transcript of the gene lrrc51, whose product is annotated as leucine rich repeat containing 51. Gene Ontology annotation, molecular function: protein binding. The record is from RefSeq and is a predicted model, not a curated record. Bases 232 to 771 code for a protein of 179 amino acids. Lineage: Eukaryota; Metazoa; Chordata; Actinopteri; Osteoglossiformes; Osteoglossidae. The transcript has 4 exons.